Molecule: messenger RNA, 1374 nt
Organism: Papaver somniferum (opium poppy)
Lineage: Eukaryota; Viridiplantae; Streptophyta; Magnoliopsida; Ranunculales; Papaveraceae
Product: protein LIGHT-DEPENDENT SHORT HYPOCOTYLS 3-like
Exons: 1
Coding region: 276-866 (196 amino acids)
Biological process (GO): mRNA transcription; response to light stimulus
Cellular component (GO): nucleus
Source: RefSeq, a predicted model, not a curated record
AAGCUAUAACCAUGAAAACAGAACUCAAGUACAUCAUUUUUAAAUUUUGUGGUGUACUAUUUAAUCGGUCAACAAUUCUACUUCUAAAAUUUAAAACAAGGAACCAAAGCAAACCCUAAAAGAGAUACUAAAAAACCACAAACCCUAGAAGUGAAAAUAAAUUUAAAAAUGAAAACAACAGUGUAAGCAGAGUAACAUCACAAUCAAGGUAGCUAGCUAAUUCUCACUAUUAGUUGGCUUCACGAUCCAAGAAGUGCACACCGAUCAUUUCAUCCAUGGAUACGGAAGCAGAAGGAGAUGAUGCAACCACUGAUCAAAACGCCAUGUCCAACAGCAGUACCGACUCCAUGAAUAUUGGAAGUUCUUCAUCUUCUUCUGCUGCUGCUCCUGCUUCUUCAAACCGAUAUGAAAAUCAAAAGCGUCGUGACUGGAACACUUUCGGACAAUACCUAAGGAAUCACAGACCUCCACUUUCCCUAUCUAGAUGCAGUGGUGCUCAUGUUCUAGAAUUCCUUCGGUAUCUGGAUCAAUUUGGUAAAACUAAAGUUCAUAUUCAGAUCUGCCCUUUCUUUGGUCAACCAAAUCCACCAGCUCCAUGUCCUUGUCCACUUCGCCAAGCUUGGGGUAGUCUUGAUGCACUCAUCGGUCGACUUAGGGCUGCAUUUGAAGAACAUGGAGGUAAGCCUGAAGCUAAUCCAUUUGGUGCUCGAGCUGUUAGACUUUUCUUACGUGAAGUUCGUGAGUUUCAAGCUAAAUCUAGAGGUAUUAGUUAUGAGAAGAAGAAAAGAAAUAAGAACAAAUUGCCACAGCAACAGGAAACUUCAACAUCAUCACAGUUGUCUUUACCACCUCCUGAUGCUAUCUAGUUCAUCAAUCUCCACUGCUGAGAGUGGUUUCUACUUUCUACAGUAUAUUUAAGGGAUCUAAUCUCUUUAUCUUAGUUACUUAAUUAUUUUUAGCCAGCUAUUCUCCGAGUCCAUAGUUUAAGCUUCAGAAUUCAAAGUCCUUAAGCAUGAAUAUUGUUGAAACCCUAUGAAGAACUCUUAUUUCUUAUUUUCUUUCUUCUUUUUUAUGUUUUUGUUAAAACCCUAAAAUGGUUACUUUUUUCCUUUUGAUGCGAACAGUAGCAGUUAGAGUAGAGUUAAAUAGUGGUAGUAGUGGUUAAAGUAGGAUUUCAAGUAGCAGUUAGUAAGAAUGUACUAAAUUGUAGUAGCAGUAGCAGUAGUUGUGGUUCAUCACUGUGAGUAUCCAAUGGAUAGCUCAUAGAUCUGUACCUUUUUUUCAAAUAUGAAUACCAUUUGCAGAUAUGAUGAUCAUUUCUUCUUUCUGUUUUCCUUGUAUUAUUUUAUUGUAAUGGUCAAAGCAUUUCAUAUA